AUGGCUCCUACAAUCACUUCAACAGCAGACUACCCAAAGGAACACUUGAACCUGACUCACAAGAUGAGAAAACCCAUUGUGGAGAAACUGCGCAGAGAUCGCAUCAACAAAAUUAUCGAGGACCUCAAGGAUCUCCUUGGUCCAGAGGUCCUCAACCAGCAGCCUGACUACAAGCUGGAAAAAGCUGACAUCCUGGAGUUGACGGUAUCUCUCCUGAGACAACGGCUCCAGCAUAAGCCCUCCUCUGAUGCAGUUCACCUGGGAUUCUCAAGGUGUACCCAAGGGGUCAUAUACUUGAAGUCCGAAGAUGAGGUCCAGACACACUCCCGUGGAACUGUGCUGAACCACUUCCAGACCCAGAAGCCGUCCUCUGAUGAGGACAUGCCAGAUCAAGCCCUGCCUCAGUUUAGUGUGCUGAAUCAGCACACACUGAGCAAAGACAAGAGUCCAGCCAAGAGCGCCCCCUGGAGGCCUUGGUAG
Molecule: messenger RNA, 480 nt
Organism: Sardina pilchardus (European sardine)
Lineage: Eukaryota; Metazoa; Chordata; Actinopteri; Clupeiformes; Clupeidae
Product: transcription factor HES-5-like
Exons: 2
Coding region: 1-480 (159 amino acids)
Biological process (GO): anterior/posterior pattern specification; regulation of transcription by RNA polymerase II; regulation of neurogenesis
Cellular component (GO): nucleus
Molecular function (GO): DNA-binding transcription factor activity, RNA polymerase II-specific; RNA polymerase II cis-regulatory region sequence-specific DNA binding; protein dimerization activity
Source: RefSeq, a predicted model, not a curated record